Cuscuta campestris is the source of this 1516-nucleotide messenger RNA. Lineage: Eukaryota; Viridiplantae; Streptophyta; Magnoliopsida; Solanales; Convolvulaceae. The record is from the annotation of a GenBank genome assembly.
CUCUCAGUUUCACCUUGUUCUGAUAAUAUUUUUUCUUCUUAGGUAUCAUAUGGGUCAGAAUUAAGCAACCGUGGCCCCACCUUUGACAUGGAUUUAUCUGAUUUUUUGGAUGGGGAAGAACCAAUAUCGUAUGAAAAGGCAAGGGAAUACUUCUCUAGAGAUCCAUCCCAAAGGUGGGCUGCAUACGUAGCAGGAACGAUUCUUGUUUUGAUGAAGGAACUGGGCAUCCGCUUUGAAAAUAGUAUUAGCAUGCUGGUUUCUUCUGCUGUCCCAGAAGGGAAAGGGGUGUCUUCAUCAGCAUCUGUGGAGGUUGCCAGCAUGUCUGCAAUUGCUGCAGCCCAUGGAUUGAAUAUCAGCCCACGGAAACUGGCCAUACUAUGCCAAAAAGUAGAGAACCAUGUUGUCGGAGCUCCGUGUGGUGUAAUGGACCAGAUGACGUCUGCGUGUGGUGAAGCAAAUAAACUUCUUGCUAUGAUUUGCCAGCCUGCUGAGGUACUUGGUCUUGUGGAUAUUCCUGACCAUAUAAGAUUUUGGGGAAUAGAUUCAGGAAUUAAACACAGUGUCGGAGGUGCAGAUUAUAAAUCUGUAAGGGUUGGAGCAUUUAUGGGCCGAGAGAUUAUCAAAUCUAUUGCGUCAACAUGUUUAUCUCCGUCAUCUUCAUCUAAUAACGGGGCAAAUCAUGAUGAACCUGAAGAAUAUUCCAUGGAACUGCUUGAAGCAGAGGGUUCGUUAGAUUACCUGUGCAACCUUUCACCACAUAGAUAUGAAGCUCUUUACGGGAAGAUGCUGCCUGAAUCUAUGUAUGGUGAUGUGUUCCUUGAAAAAUAUGUGGACCAUCAUGAUCCUGUGACAGUUAUUGAUAAAACACGUAACUAUGGAGUCAAGGCAGCUGCCAGACACCCUAUAUAUGAGAACUUUCGUGUUCAGGCAUUUAAAGCAUUGCUAACAUCUGCAACUUCAGAUGAUCAGCUCACAUCUCUUGGAGAGCUAUUGUAUCAGUGCCACUAUAGUUACAGUGCGUGUGGACUAGGGUCAGAUGGAACAGAUAGGCUUGUUCAGCUAGUACAAGAGGUUCAACAUGGCAAGGCCUCAAAAUCUGCAGAAGGGACUUUAUAUGGUGCAAAAAUCACCGGUGGUGGGUCCGGUGGAACAGUUUGUGUGAUUGGCAGGAAUUCUCUCCGGAGCAGUGAGAAGAUUCUUGAGGUUCAACAGAGAUACAAGGCGGCAACUGGCUAUAUGCCUAUUGUAUGUGAAGGUUCAUCGCCCGGUGCCGGAAAGUUUGGGUAUCUAAGAAUACGACAUCGCAAACCUUCCAAGCAAACGCUGAGUGCGAACUUGCAGUAGUUAAUAAAGAGAGGUAUAGAGAUCAUCUGCCAAGUGCUAAGAAUAUAAAUUCCUAAGGGACACAACAAUGUAUUUAUUUAUGCACACCCCAUAAAAAAUGUAUUUAUGCCAAAUAAAUAUGGUUGUUGAUUACCAUAUACAUUUAUUUAAUGCAUAAAAAGGUGAAGUUUUA